AUGAAAGAUCUUGGUGAACUUAAAUACUUUCUAUGGAUUGAGUUCUCUAGAUCUCAUGAAGGAAUUGUUAUGUGCCAAAGGAAGUAUGCUCUAGAACUAGUUUCUGAACUAGGCCUAGCUGGUGCAAAGCCAGCAACAACACCUCUGGAGUUCAAUCAGAAGCUCACAUCCAUUGAGUUUGACAAGCAAAUACCAGAUGUUAGAUCUACAGUUGAUAAAGAACUUGAAGACAAGGGAGGCUAUCAGAGACUAGUUGGAAGGUUGUUGUACUUAACCAUGACAAGGCCUGACAUUGCCUUUGUGUUUCAAGUGCUCAGUCAGUAUAUGCAUGCACCUAAAGUUUCUCGCAUGGAGGUUGCCCAAAGAGUGGUGAGGUACAUUAAAACUGCUCCUGGACUUGGACUGUUUAUGCCUGCAAAAGCAAGCAAAUCUCUGUGUGCAUACUGUGAUUCUGAUUUGGGGGGCUUGUGUAGAGUCAACGAGAUCAGUGAUAGGCUACGUAGUGAAAUUUGGUGA
Messenger RNA from Nicotiana attenuata, 516 nucleotides. RefSeq lists its product as uncharacterized. Bases 1 to 516 code for a protein of 171 amino acids. Lineage: Eukaryota; Viridiplantae; Streptophyta; Magnoliopsida; Solanales; Solanaceae. The transcript has a single exon. The record is from RefSeq and is a predicted model, not a curated record.